Messenger RNA from Pistacia vera, 525 nucleotides. Its product is annotated as acid phosphatase 1-like. The coding region runs from base 1 to 525 and encodes 174 amino acids. The record is from RefSeq and is a predicted model, not a curated record. The transcript is spliced from 3 exons. NCBI's taxonomy places the organism in Eukaryota, Viridiplantae, Streptophyta, Magnoliopsida, Sapindales, Anacardiaceae.
AUGGAGCUGGCUGAUGAUGGCAAGAACAUUUGCAUCUUUGACGUAGAUGACGCCACUCUCUCUAAUUUGCCUUAUUAUGAAGUCCAUCAUUACGGGGCUGAAGCAGUUAACAGUACCGCGCUGAAUGAGUGGUUCAUGGUAGGCAAAUUACCUGCAUUGAAUGAGACUCUUGAAUUCUACAACAACUUAUUAAAGCUUGAAAAGAUUAAGCUUAUCAUCCUCACGGGAAGAAGAGAUGACAUGGAAGAUGUUGUAAAAGCUAAUCUACAGGAAGCUGGGUACGGAAAUUGGACAAAGCUUAUCCUCAAGGAAACAUCCUAUAGUGGAUCGACAUUUGAGUUCAAAGAAGAAGAAAGAAGAAAGCUUGUGGAGGAGGAUGGAUACAGGAUAAUUGGAAACAUGGGUGAUCAAUGGAGCGAUAUCCAGGGGAUUCACCUAGGCAAUUGGACAUUCAAGUUGUCCAAUCCUCUGUAUUAUACGGCUGGAGCACAGGGUACUGAUCAAAAUUUAUAUUUUGAUUUUUAG